CGCUUUCAACCGACCGUCAAAGUUCCCAACACCCGAGGUUGUCACAUAGCCAGUGUCAUUCGCAACCUUAACAAUGGCAACAAGUAUCUCUGCGCCGUUGUGGAGAAAACUAUCAUACUGAUGGAGUGGUUUAACCCACGCAAGACCUUCGUGGAAGUCAAGCGGGUGAGUGUUUCGGGCGUUGCCCUCUCCUGCCUCCUUGACUUUAUCCUGACACUGCGCCCGGGUGGAGAGAGAGAUUGA
Dibothriocephalus latus is the source of this 243-nucleotide messenger RNA. Lineage: Eukaryota; Metazoa; Platyhelminthes; Cestoda; Diphyllobothriidea; Diphyllobothriidae. The record is from the annotation of a GenBank genome assembly.